This is a messenger RNA of Choloepus didactylus (southern two-toed sloth), 2088 nucleotides long. RefSeq names its product lipopolysaccharide-binding protein-like. Gene Ontology annotation, biological process: macrophage activation involved in immune response; defense response to Gram-negative bacterium; defense response to Gram-positive bacterium. The record is from RefSeq and is a predicted model, not a curated record. NCBI's taxonomy places the organism in Eukaryota, Metazoa, Chordata, Mammalia, Pilosa, Megalonychidae. The coding region runs from base 100 to 1719 and encodes 539 amino acids. The transcript has 15 exons. Gene Ontology annotation, molecular function: lipopolysaccharide binding.
UCCAAAGUGUGUCCCUCCCAGCUGGACCAGUUCCUCAUCUGACCCCUGGUGUUGUAAGCACCCCAGCCUCUGCUCUCACCUACAGAGAGAUUCAGACUGAUGUUCCCCAGGAAAGAGCUGAGGAUCAGGGUGAUGUCCAGACUCUACCGUGUGGUGAUGGCUCUCUUGCUGCUUGCAGAGGUCUCCAGCUUUGGAGAAGAAACUUCUAAUCCUGGGAUUGUGGCCAGGAUCACCAGAGAAGGCCUAGAAUAUGCCCACCGUCAUGGAGUUGCCACCCUGAAGAAUGAGCGUUCCAACAUCAAGUUGCCUGAUUUUUCAGGACUAUUCUCUUUCAGUUGGCUUGGAGAAGUGAGCUAUGACUUCCACAGCCUGAAGAUCCAUCACUUUGUGGUCCAGCACUCAGAAUUGGAACUACUCCCGCAGCGGGGUGUGGGAGCUUUUCUGUUCAAUGACUACGUGUCUCUCAGUGGGAUGUGGAAGGUGAAAAAGGCUUUCAUGUCUCUGGCGGGCUCCUUUGAUUUGAGUGUCGAUGGCAUUAUCAUGUCGGUUUCUUUGAACUUGGGCAAGGACCACUUUGGACGACCCACUGCCUCUGUGGGCCACUGCAGCAGCUCCAUUGGCCGGGUCAGCAUUGAUAUUUCUGGAAACCUAAGCUGGAUGCUGAACCUCUUCCAAGAAAGAAUUGAAAAGAACUUGAAAAAUAUGUUGGAACAAAAGAUCUGCAACGUGGUCAGGAAGGCAGUAACCUCACGCCUGCAGCCCUAUCUUCAGACUCUGCCAGUCACCUGGAUGAUUGAUGAGGUUGCUGGCAUUGACUACAGGCUGGUAGGAGCCCCCUUAGUAUCCUCCCAAAGCCUGGACAUGCUCUUUAAGGGUGAAUUCUUUAACCGAAGACAGCGCUCCCCCAUCCCCUUUGAGGCCCCAGCCAUCAUGCUCCCCCAGAAACAUGACCGCAUGAUCUACUUUGCGGUCUCUGAGUAUGUCUUCAACACAGCCAGCUGGGUUUACUGCCAGAAUAAGCGCAUGAACUUCAUCAUCCGAAAUGAGCAUUUAAUGAACCUAACAAAGCUGUCCAACCAUCAGUCGGCUAAAAAAUGGCGGAAGCAGCACUCGAACCCAAGCUGUCUGUCUCAGGCAAACGCACCUCUAACUACUACCCUGUCCUGCUUCUCAAACAGCUUCCUGCUUCUGUUGCUGCAGUUUCCCCUGAACUCUCCAAUGAGCCUGCACACCAGCUCAUUCCGGGUCCUGAUUCCUAAGCUGGCCAGGUUGUACCCCAAUAUGGAAAUGGAGCUUGAGGUAUCACCCGAAUCUGCGCCCUUCUUGAUACUCACCCCUGGAAAUGUGACCAUAAUGGCAGUAGUGGAUAUACAGGCUUUCGCUCUCCUGCCAAAAUCCUCUGACCGCAUGCCACUCUUCCAACUCAGGGGGAGAACCAACAUCUCCAUCACCAUUGAUGUGAGCUCCAGCAGAAUCUUUGGUUCUAUGACCACAGGAAGUACGCUGAAACUGGAACUGAAACAAUCCAAUGUCGGUGUCUUCAAUGUGCAGUUGAUGGAAACCAUCUUCAAUUACUAUGCACAGCACACCAUAUACCCCUCUCUCAAUGCAAAGCUUGAGGAGGGUUUCCCACUCCCUCUGCCAAGGGACAUCUACCUCAACAGUUUGGUGCUCCAAAUUCACAAGAACUUCUUGCUCUUUGGGGCCAACAUUGAUUAGGCGGAAGAUGGAAGAGGAGCAACUGUGGCUGGAGGAGUGAACGACCCCACAGCUGGACCUGCCCUGCCCUUGUGGAGGCACCGAGGCCGCAGCCAUAUUGCCUCCUUCCCCCGAGCUCCCUUUGUCCCCAUGUAAACUGGUCACCAGAGAUCCUACGGUACCUGAAGACACACCUGACGACGGCCCACCUCCCCACCCUUCCUCCUCUCCCUCCUUGUCCUGCCCAUGUCCUUACAUGUUCUCUUUGCAGCUGUCCUCAGUGUCACUUUGGGGAACUCAACCCCAACUCCUUACCAGGCGGCCACUAGAACAAACCUUGGUAAAGGAAAAAGCAUGAACAGUGGUCAAUCCCUACACCGCCCAAAGCUU